Messenger RNA from Musca domestica (house fly), 1207 nucleotides. Its product is annotated as UPF0047 protein YjbQ-like. The record is from RefSeq and is a predicted model, not a curated record. Lineage: Eukaryota; Metazoa; Arthropoda; Insecta; Diptera; Muscidae. The transcript is spliced from 4 exons. The coding region runs from base 614 to 1195 and encodes 193 amino acids.
AUUGGAAAGGCUUUGCAAAGGGCCGCCACAGAAGGGGGAAGCCUACAACGCAACGACUACAACUAAAUACGGGCAAAACGCUACUGUUGCUGCCGCUGUUAGUGGAUUAUCAACGACCAACAACAACAACAACAUCAACAACUACAACAUUAACGUCAUAACAACACAACCAACAUUGCAACAACAACGAACCUUGUUAGAAACAUCCACUGGUAACAAUUUCGAAGCGGUGCCACACAACCACACGUGUCCAGAGCUUUUGUUAUAUCAGGAACAGUCAAGGGAUAACUUCACAACCCGCAAUCCAUUAUCAACAGCGGCAGCAACGGCAGCAGCUUCAGCCACAGCCACAGCCCCAACCCCAGCCAAUUCCACCACCUCCGCCAACACAAGUAAAGCAGUAGCAGCAGCCGCAGCAACAACUGCCACAGCGCCGCCGAAAAGCUCACGCAGCCGUAGCCAUAAACAACGCAGUAACAGCACCAGCAUCACCACGAAUCCUCACGGCAAAAGCGGUUCAUCGACAGCGGCAGGCCAUUCGGGCACUGCCACGAACAUCAAACAGAGCGCCAGUCGCAACAGCAAUAUACGCAGCUCAUCGUCGAACAGCACAAUGGCCUCGUCGAAUCACAGAGGCGGGGGCGGCGGCGGCGGAGGGGGCGGCACAGGUGGCGGUGGCGGUCAUGGUCAUGCCGGUUCCGGUCUACAAAUCGGCUCAGCGUGGUUUCAGCGCAAAAUCAAUCUCAGACCCCAGCAUCGAGGUGUUCAUUUAGUGACGGAGGAGAUACUCCGACAGAUGCCAGAAUUAUCACAGUUUUCGGUGGGAUUAUGUCAUGUGCAAAUUUUACACACAUCAGCGAGUUUAGCGUUAAAUGAAAGUUGGGAUCCGGAUGUCAGAGACGACAUGGAAAUGAUGUUAAAUAAAAUAGUUCCCGAAGGAUUACCCUAUAGGCAUUCAUGUGAAGGUCCUGAUGAUAUGCCUGCCCAUGUGAAAGCCUGCUUUCUCGGCAGUUCAUUGACAAUCCCCAUAACGGAUGGUAAAUUAUCCCUUGGCACUUGGCAGGGUGUUUGGCUAUGCGAGCAUCGUGAUCAGGCCGGUUCACGAAAAUUGGUGAUAACAUUAAGCGGGUGUCCGAGAGAAACGGCACGCAGUCCCCUAUCACCGGUGUCACCAAUUGCCUCCACAUCCAGUUAGGGAAGGCCUCGC